UGGAAAAUUGAACAACGAUUUUUUUGUGUUUGAGAUAUUAUUGUUGGAUAAUUGAUACCCAUAUUGUAUAAACUAGGAAAGAUUUAACUUAGUAAAUGGAGAAGAAGGAUGAAUAGUAGAAAUGAUAUGAGUUGUAUGAGUUCUCCCUUACAAGCCUUACAUAAGGGAGUAUAUAUAGGGAAAUCCGGGUCUGGGCUUCUAAUAUCGGCCCGACAGACCCGGUUACAUAAAUGGACUAAUAGUAUGAAAAGCUAAUCUAGAACAUAUGAAUAAUAAUGUACAACAAUAUGAAUCCGUUAAACGUGUGUAGGCCACUGUCCAGGCCCAAUAGUCGGCAGGCCGGGAGUCGGGGUCCAUAUACUCCAUCAGGAGUCCCCCACUCCCUGAGCCGAGAGUACUCGAGGUGAAAGGGAGUAGUUCACAAUUGUAUCUGCAACGUUCUUCUGCCUUUGGUUUCUUCCUCUUCGGCCGGGAGACCACCACCCUUGUCCAUGAUAGGGAGGUGCCUCGUUAAAAACCUUUACUAGGAAAAAACCCAGUGGGAAAAAAAUCCUAAUAAAGGGAAAAAGAGUACACCUAACGUCCCCAACAUGAAACAAGGAAGGUAGGCCCCUUCCGGCAUAAUCACUUUUGUCUAGUUCAACCUGUCUUCAUCUGACUUAGCUCUCGUUCCUGCUCAUGCGUGAUAUUUGCUGCUCAUCCAGAAAAUCUGACCUCUCAAUCCCCCAGUCCCCCAGUCCUUGAGGCGAGUGGAGACGAGGUGAAAAAUGAGUAAAGUCAUCUUCGUACCUAUACAUUUAACAUGCAUAUAAUUUUUUUUCAUGGAGUUUAUGUUUCCGAUCGGGAGUUCGUCACUUGAAAAAAGUGGAAAUGUGAAUUGUUGAUGUAAUGAUAAAAUACUUAGUAGAGUGGAGGUGUGAUCCAUUCGUACGCAACGGUCGCCACUCUUGGAAUGACUAAGACCGGUCUUCGUGUCUGAGAGUCAGGGCUUUGUGCCCGAGGAGUCAGGGCUUUGUGCCUGAGAGUCAGGGCUUUGAAUCCUAGUGAUGGGUCUCAAGCCACACUCUACUGGGCAUUUGAUCAUAAUUGCGUGAUAGUGUGACAUUUAACCGAAAAAAUGGUUUAAAUAAACAUAAAUAUUAUGAAAAUUAAAGAAUACUUAUCUUUUGAUGGGCCGAAAUAAUCUGGGCUUAACAGAAAUGAAUAGCAUCCAACAAUCCCCUUGAGCCAAUUUUAACUCCCAGAAGCCCAUUGACAAUCGUGGCCCAUUGCAUUUCACUCGUAGUGAACAAGUGGUAGCCAUAUGACCACGUCAAGCUAUUUCCUCCUUUCCAAAGUCAGCUCUCGCAUGAGUCCCUCCUUUCCAAAGUCAGUUCUGCCAUCCAAAGUAGCUGGCAUUUUUGUCUUGCGACCAAGAACAGUAGCGAUAGGCUACUGUCAUCUAUCAAGUCCAGUCCACUAUUCAUCCCGCUUUAGGAGAUUUGCUGCAGCUACGGGAUGCCGGCGGUGGAGCCGGCGAUGAACCAGCGUCGCGCGUUGGAGCAGCAGGACGGUAGGGAAAGGCGGUUGAGAGGUUUUCUCACUUGUGUCAAGUUUCCUGGCUGUCUGAUCCAUAAGCAUUUGCUGAUGACUCCUGGGCGCAAAAAUUGGCUCUAGUCAAUGUUAUUGACUGAGUCAAUCGAUGAGAAAAUGGCUGCCAGUUGCUGGGUUCCUUCGAUUUGGUUUCAAUCGAUGAGAUGGCAGGCGCGUAGCGAACUGUGAGCGGUGACCGGACAGAAAGAGGAGCAAAAGGCCGGCGCAGCGGAGUCCACGCGCGCUCUGUUCCCAAGCCCCGCUGCUCUGCUCAGGGGUCGCUAGGGGUGUUCCAGUUGGGGUCGACGGGCAUAUUCUCCGCAUGACGGAGGGAAGAUGUCGGCGAGCAUUUUCUUGUAACGCUUCAGGGGAUGACGCGACCGCGGCCGCAUAGCCGGGCAAAAGACGCAGAGCUGAUCGCACGCCGGCAUGACCUGCCGUGAAAUCAUAGCCAUAAAUCUUCAACUCAGAAUAGAUUUCUUCAAAUCCUUCUUUAGGUAAUGGAAAUGGAAAGGCCGGAGCCGGAGGAGGGGAGAUCGGAGAACAGAAUUAGGGCCGAUCUCCUACUUCCUCAAACGGCUCCUGAAGUAGAUAGAGCGCAUCAAAUGGCUUCCCAGAAAAUUGAACAUCAGGGCAUGGGUGCGGCUUAACAGGCAGAUUGUUCUUCCAUCUUUUUGCAAUCUGGAAUUCCAGAUAUAAAUCUGGGGAUUUCCAGUAACAUUUCUUCAUUUUCACUUGAUUGUAUUCAAACCUCUCAACGAGAGCACCAUUUUUGGAUAGUGUACCCGGGGUAGCUUAUCCGAGAGGUUACUGCGGAGAAUAACUAGAGAGAAGUCAAAGCAACAAGUAAGAGAGAGAAAGUAUCUGAAUAUUAUUCAAGUCGUUGUUUACAAUGGGGAAAUGGGCUGCUAUUUAUAGCAGCAAUAAAUGCUAGACAGUGACACGUGUCAAGCAUCCGACGGUCGAGGGUCACAUCAAUCGGGGUGGCACCGGCAACUGCAUGUGGCCGCAUUAGAUGCGGUGGUUGGAUGUGAUGUUUGUACUUGGUACGAUGAUCCAGGCGCAUGUGGGGAGGAGAUUCUGUCGAGGAGGGUGCCUUCGGCUGAAGGGUGUUGGGCCGAAGGCUCUCCUAACCGGGGGUCUCCUUGUGCCGAGGGCUGUAUAUGCCGAAGGCUCGGUUUUCACGUCUUGUUCUCCUGUAAUGUUUCAGAGCUCGAUUCUGUCAACGGCAGCCUUCGGUCAUGGGGCCGAAGGCACCCCCAUAGCGUAAUGUGGGCUGCUUAGAGCUUCAUUUUGCUGGGCUUGGCCCGUUUUGGGCCUGUUGGGCCUGAUUGCAGUAGUGGGAGUACGUGGGCCGGAGGUCCCCGGGCCAUAUACUCCAUCAAUUAUAAACAUUGAUUUCAAUGUAAACAAUGAAAAAUUGAUCCUAAUAGCUUAAUUACUUUUUUAUAAAUAGUGAAUAUGUUUUAUUUUUAAUAUUCGAGCAAUAGAAAUGAUAUAUCUAGAGUUUAUUCCGUGGUGUAACUCACUUACAUUAAGAUGUAACUCGCGUAUAUAAAGAUGUAACUCACGUACAUUAAGAUGUAACUUAGGCAGAAGA
Cuscuta europaea is the source of this 3172-nucleotide messenger RNA. The record is from the annotation of a GenBank genome assembly. NCBI's taxonomy places the organism in Eukaryota, Viridiplantae, Streptophyta, Magnoliopsida, Solanales, Convolvulaceae.